AUGGCCGAAUUUGCCGCAUACAGCCAAGUCAUUGAGACUGGUCACCGUCAAUGGUUCCAGAAGCUAGCUACUGAUAUUGAAGCUGCUAUUUCCAGCCGACUUCCUCUUGGAAAGAAGAAAUUCUCUCGCUUCUGGGCCAUGGCUAGCUGGGCUCCCUUUUUUGACAAUGUCAUGUGCUAUACCACACCAUGUGUUUAUGAAGCCAUUGUGAAGACAGCUUGGGAAGACCCUUACACUGCUAUUGGCAAGGGGUUCUGUACCAAGCAUUUCACCAAGGCGGACCAUGCAUAUGCACAGAAGCAGAUCCGGAUGGCACUCGCCCACAUCAUUCAAUUCAACGAAUUCUUGCUUCUUGACCGCAACAGCUUGGCAUUUCCCGAUCUGCAGAUACUAUGGGAGAUCAUUGUCAAGCUCUUUGAGUUUGUACUGGUCCUCAAAGUCCGAGUCAAACAAGGCCAUCUGCUUGCAGUGUUGUUCAUAAGUGUUCAACUGCUGUGGUCUGUCUCCAUCUUCCUUUUGGGCUUACUGGGGAUUCUCGCGAUGAACUGA
Messenger RNA from Seminavis robusta, 549 nucleotides. The record is from the annotation of a GenBank genome assembly. NCBI's taxonomy places the organism in Eukaryota, Bacillariophyta, Bacillariophyceae, Naviculales, Naviculaceae.